AUGUCUUCAAGUUUCGAUCAGACAGCCCUGGCCCAUCUCAUCGCCUUGCGAAUGAAAGUGGCAAGUGGAGCGCUCAAGACGGUAGUAUUUGAGGAGCUAUUCUACCUCUUUUCUCCAAGCGACCUAAUACUGUCUGCUUCCAUCAGCGAAAAGCAGCUUUCCCAGGUUUGCUCGGUGUCUGGUGGCCGUAUGAGACUCGUGAUGAAGACUGCCCAGCACCACUAUAUGCCUCAUCCCUCGAAGAAGAAGGAAGACAAUGCUAAUGCCGGAUUUGGGACUUGGACGGCCCUCAGCAUCCACGUCAAGUAUUUCACAGGCGAGAAGCCUAUAACGCAUCUUGACGCUUAUCCAGUCCGCUUUCAUCACAACUCGGCGAAGAUAUGCCAGAGCGACAGGCGUUUUGGCCUCGAAGCGUUCUACUUGUGGAUCAGCGUCGACGGCAUCGAAGAGAUCGACGAAACGGAGCAGGCCCGGCAAAUUGGCUGGAACGACUUGGUCACCCCGGAAGAGUACAGACGACUGCUAGUGUCUCUGGUUGAUAACCACACGUCUGGUGUGAAACAAAACAAAAGGCAGAAGGUGGAUCCCAAGAGCAACCUAAGAGUGCAGAUAGACCUAGUCAGGGGCAAAGGUCGUGCACUGAUUAUACUUCUCGAUGGGCCCCCGGACUUAAGCAAGACAAGCACUGCGGAGACAAUUACUCUCUAA
Messenger RNA from Colletotrichum orchidophilum, 708 nucleotides. RefSeq lists its product as uncharacterized. NCBI's taxonomy places the organism in Eukaryota, Fungi, Ascomycota, Sordariomycetes, Glomerellales, Glomerellaceae. The record is from RefSeq and is a predicted model, not a curated record. The coding region runs from base 1 to 708 and encodes 235 amino acids. The transcript has 3 exons.